AUGUCAAAGAAGACUCCUCCACCCACUUCUAAUUUUUUAACAAGGGUCUUCUCACGACCUUCAUCCUCCUCUUCAAAGACGAAACCCAAAUCUAAGAAGCCAUCAACCAAAACAUCCUUUUUAAAACCCUGGAAAAAUAAUUCUCAACUCGCUGCAUAUACAUCAAAAAAUUCCACGACAAUAUCAUUUUUAACAAUAAAUAUUAAUUCAACAGAUAUAUUCGGUAUAAGCAUAUUAUUUAAAGAAAUAUCAGCACUAUUAGAUAUACAUUUUACAUUCCUUUCAAAGCAACCAGACUUUAUCAGAUGGUUUAUAAUAUUAUGGGAAAUGACGGUUGUUUCUAUAUGCAUAUUACAUUUAGGAAGGUUGCUUGAUAUUUUAUGGAUUACAACUAAAUUAAUUGAUGACGGAGCUAGAAGCUUUGUAGACUUAUUAUUUGGGAUAAUUGUUGCGACAUAUAAUUUCUUUACUUAUAUAUUUUAG
Molecule: messenger RNA, 483 nt
Organism: Funneliformis mosseae
Lineage: Eukaryota; Fungi; Glomeromycota; Glomeromycetes; Glomerales; Glomeraceae
Source: the annotation of a GenBank genome assembly